Messenger RNA from Perkinsus marinus ATCC 50983, 1554 nucleotides. RefSeq lists its product as hypothetical. Lineage: Eukaryota; Perkinsozoa; Perkinsida; Perkinsidae. The coding region runs from base 1 to 1554 and encodes 517 amino acids. The transcript has a single exon. The record is from RefSeq and is a predicted model, not a curated record.
AUGGGCUGUACUCAGUCGUCUACUCGGCAUUCCUCUCGGACGAGGCGUAGUCUCAACCCUAUCACUUCUUCUGGGCGCACCACCUUUGGUGGAUCUGCCGCGCCGCACUCGGAAGAUUUUCGGCCGGGAGCUCGAGUGAUAGUAUUGGCGGGCCACACAGCUGCGGGUAUGACCGGCACACUGGUAAGUGUCGACUGGCGAGGCACAUGUAUGAUCGAUCUCGAUUUUACUGGGGAGACUGUGUUCGUACCCAAGGUCAUGGUUGAGACAGAGAGCCCUAUAGACAAUUUAUACUUCUCUGAAUCGGGCGCCACCUUCGCUUCGCUUGAUAGGAGGAUCGAUGCCGUUGUUGGUGACCGAGUGGAAAUAGUAGGUGAACAUGAAUUGGUAGGGAAGCGCGGCUUCAUAACAGAAGCUGUGAGUAUCGGCCCCGAUGAUACGCUUUACACAAUAGCACUUGAUGACGGCACGAAGGCUCAUGCUGGGCAGGAGUAUGUGAAAAUGGCUGAGGACGGUGCUACUAGGGCGAGUGCUACAAAAGCUGAAAGGGAUGAUAAGGGAAUAGAUGCACAUCUACUGGCAGCAUUGAAGGAUAUGGGAGGGAGCAAAGAGUGGGCAUUGGCUCGGACAACUCUGGCGUCGUUGAAGCCGGGCCCGGAUGAUACCACUGCUGAAUGCGCGUUGUGCUGUGAAGAUCUGUGUGACAGUCCUACGGCAGUUUUGGUGAAAUCGGAUGGCUCGAGCAAGGUUAGAGUGUGCCGACAUUAUUAUCACGUAUCGUGUCUAAGGGAUAUGUUUUUGACCAAGUCGCUGGAAAAGCGAUGCCCUCUAUGUAGGGAAGAGUUCGAACAUUACGUGCCUUUGCCUGAUUUGAAGAAAGAGCCAAAGCUGUGGUUUAAAGUGGUCGAUAGCAGAGGUGAUGGGCAUCUCUCUUUAGAGGAGGCCGUUGCUGCGACGCAGAGUAUAUUACCGGUGAGUCAAUAUUCACUUACGGAUCUCCUCAAAAAGGAUGAUAAUAAGUUGUGGUUGCGAUGGGCUAAGACUAACGGCGAGACUAUCACUUUACAUGAUUUUUUCCGUCUCCACGGUGGUUUUUUUGUGUGGCUGUUGGCCAACUUGAGAGAACUGCAUAGGCUGAAAAUGAACGAUCGAAAAAUGCCAAAUUUGUUCACCUCGGACGGCGAUUGUGAUAUAGAGAACGCUUGGUUUGAUUAUUGGGACUUCACAGGAGCUGGAGUGCUCACCAAACAGCAGCUCGAGAGAGCCCUCACUAUAGCAGUAGUAGCUCGGGGUAGAGGUGAUAAGAGUAAGGGAACGGCAAUGGAAGGGAAGAUGAAUAUGGCAGUUAGUGAAGUAGUUGAGGCUUUGUGGGAGGAUAUAGCACCGCAGAAGGACGGUCUUAUUAUGCGAAAUAGUUUCCAUGCUGCUGUUAGGCUACUUCUACCCAAUGUUGUCACUCUUGUGGGAGGGAUCGGCAGAAUCGGAGUGAAGUGGCGAGGGAGUGGUAUUGUAGUAUUAUUUAAAUCGUCCAGCACCAGGGAAGUUGAUGUGUAA